UCCAGAGGUGUCUUACAUCAGCUCAGGGUGCCUGAUUGUGAGAUCUGAGAGAGAACUCCGGAGAGAAGGAGAGAUUCUUGGUUUUCCCCUUUUGCUUAUAUGCACAAUACUUAGAAUUACGAAAGCUUUGGACAAAUGGUUUGAAAAAAAGCAACCCAAGCAGAAUGAAUGCCCCAUCUCCAUCUUUGCAGCUUUGGAAGAUGGUCUUUCCGCUCCUUAUCCUCCUUUACCUAAUAGGAGCAGUCAAGUCUCAAGUAAAUCCAGGUGUGUGUCGGUCUCCAUUAGGAAUGUCUAUAGGACAGAUCUUAGAUGAAGACAUCUCAGCUUCCAGUCAGUGGUCUGACUCCACAGCAGCAAAAUAUGGCAGAUUGGACUGUGAGGAGGGAGAUGGUGCGUGGUGUCCUGAGAUCCCAGGAGAACCAGAGAAUAUGAAAGAGUUCUUGCAAAUUGAUCUUCGUUCUCUACACUUUAUCACUUUGGUUGGCACUCAGGGACGUCACGCGGGGGGCAUCGGUAAUGAGUUUGCUCAAAAAUACAAGAUCAAAUACAGCCGUGAUGGCAGCCGGUGGAUCUCCUGGCGCAACAGGCAGGGCAAACAGGAGAUUGAGGGGAACAGGAAUGCCUAUGACAUUGUGCUGAAGGACUUGGAGCCGCCAAUCAUUGCACGGUUCGUCCGUUUCAUGCCCGUUAUUGAUCAUUCCAUGAACGUUUGCAUGCGUGUGGAACUGUACGGCUGUGAAUGGCUGGAUGGAUUGGUUUCAUAUAAUGCUCCACUUGGCCAGCAGAUGACUCUCAAUGGACAGUAUAUUUAUCUCAAUGACUCUGUGUAUGACGGAGCUAUGAGUUACAGUAUGACAGAAGGUCUUGGACAACUGACGGAUGGCAUGUGUGGCCUAGAUGACUUCUCACAUAGUCAUGUUUACAAUGUUUGGCCUGGUUAUGACUAUGUCGGCUGGACCAAUGAGAGCUUUGCCAAUGGUUAUGUUGAGAUCAUGUUUGAGUUUGACCGCACCCGUAACUUCACCACCAUGAAGGUACACUGCAACAACAUGUUCUCACAAAGAGUGAAAACCUUCCAAAAGGUGGUGUGUUAUUUCCGGUCUGAGUCAGACUGGGAGGCCACACCCAUUUCAUUCAGUCCUGUGAUGGACGAUGUCAACCCUAGUGCCCGCUUUGUCACCGUCUCACUUUACAAUCACAUGGCCAGUGCUAUUAAGUGCCAAUACUACUUUUCCGAUAUCUGGAUGAUGUUCAGUGAAAUCACCUUCCAGUCAGAUACAGCCAUGUAUAACACAACCCUUGCUCCACCCAAGACUGGUCCUCCCACCAGCAGCCAGCCAGGGGAUGACCCCACCCACAAAGUAGAUGACAGCAACACCCGGAUCCUGAUUGGCUGCUUGGUUGCCAUCAUCUUCAUCUUAGUGGCCAUUAUUUUUAUUAUACUAUGGAGACAAGUGUGGCAAAAGAUGCUUGAGAAGGUGUCUCGGAGGAUGCUGGACGAUGAACUAACUGCUAGUCUGUCAAUACAGAGUGAGACCUUCACCUAUAACAACAACAACAACAGCCCCUCCUCAGUGCCCAGCGAACAGGAAUCCAGCUCCACUUAUGAACGCAUCUUUCCCCUGGGACCCGACUACCAAGAGCCAUCCCGCCUUGUUCGCAAACUGCCUGAGUUCUCUCAAACUUCAGAGGAUGCUGCAUCAACAAGUACAGCUACCAAGACCGCUCAAGCAAGUGCACAAGAGGGUGUUCCACACUACGCCGAGGCAGACAUUGUCAACCUGCAAGGUGUGACUGGGGGGAACACGUAUGCUGUGCCUGCCCUCACCAUGGACCUGCUGUCAGGGAAAGAUGUUGCUGUGGAAGAGUUUCCACGGAAACUGCUUACCUUCAAAGAAAAGCUGGGAGAAGGGCAGUUUGGAGAGGUGCAUCUUUGUGAAGCAGAAGGCAUGCAAGAUUUUAUGGAUGAGGACUUCUCCUUCGAUGUCAUUGAAAAUGAAACAGUGCUCGUUGCUGUUAAGAUGCUUCGAGCGGAUGCAAAUAAAAAUGCUAGGAAUGAUUUCUUGAAGGAAAUAAAGAUCAUGUCACGGUUGAAAGACCCCAACAUUAUCCGGCUCCUGGCAGUGUGUAUGAGCUCGGACCCUCUGUGUAUGAUCACUGAGUACAUGGAGAAUGGAGACCUUAAUCAGUUCCUGUCUCGCCAUGAGCCCGAGGGCAUAAUCGCUCUACUCAGCAAUGCUCCAACAGUCAGCUAUAGUAACCUACACUACAUGGCCACACAGAUUGCUUCAGGCAUGAAAUAUCUCUCCUCACUCAAUUUUGUGCAUCGGGACUUGGCCACCCGCAACUGUCUGGUGGGGAAGAACUACACCAUCAAGAUUGCAGACUUUGGCAUGAGUAGGAACCUGUAUAGUGGAGACUACUACCGCAUUCAGGGCAGAGCUGUGCUGCCCAUCCGUUGGAUGUCCUGGGAGAGCAUUCUUCUGGGAAAAUUCACCACAUCCAGUGAUGUGUGGGCUUUUGGUGUGACCCUUUGGGAGAUGCUUACCUUCUGUAAAGAGCAGCCCUACUCACAACUAUCAGACGAGCAGGUCAUUGAAAAUACAGGGGAGUUCUUUCGGGAUCAAAGGAGACAGAUAUACCUGCCCCAGCCGCCAAUGUGUCCUGACCCCAUCUACAAGCUCAUGUUGAGCAGCUGGCACAGGAAUACCAAAGAACGUCCAUCCUUCCAGGAGAUUCAUCGCACCCUACUGGAGUGCAAGCCAUAGUGUUCACUUUUGUGCCAUCCGUGGCACCUUCAGAGACAUUUCAGUGCGCCCACAGGACUCCAGUCAACCACACGCUACAACAGGCACUUACAACUUCCCUUAUAUAGUCCGAUAGAUAAGAAUACAUUAUUCUUUAGUAGCAAUUUUCACUGUGAUUGUGCAAAUACAAACUAAUAUAUAUUGUACAAAUAAACUAUGCAGUUUUUUAUUUAGCCCCCUAACUAAGUGCAUUUGGCUGGCAUACAAUAAAUGGGUAGCACUAGGCCAAAUAAAUGUAGCAAUUAAUUUAGGCACAUUUAACACCAAAGAAUAGGAUUUUUACACACUGUGUAAUUUCUCCAGAUAACUCUAUUCUAUCUAAAAUAUCUAUCUGAAUUAGAAGCAAUGAUUUAAAAAAAAAAAAAAAUUAUAAACAAACCGUAUUUCCAUCUUAAUGUUGUUUUCAGUAUUUUGAAGCCGAAGACAGCUUGAAUGUAAAUAAGAAUGCAUUUUAAUUGACAUUCAGAUUCAGCUUUGGUUUUAUCUUUAUGUCUUUGUGCAUAUGUUCAUCUCAUUUAUCUAGAAAUAUUUUGUUAUUUUACAUAUUCUAUUUUUUUCUCUUUAUUCUAUUCUGUAGUAAGCUGAAAAAACACUUGGAUUAACAAUUUUAAAACUACAUUUAUCUGGUUUUCACUGAAGUUCAAAAUCAAAAUCUGAAAAAGCAAACCUAAUAUGAUGUAAACUUUUCCAUUGGUCAAGACAUUGUAAAAUGUUUAAUAGUGGUAUCCUAUACCUACAUAUAGUGUUAAUAUUUAAAUGAAUUACAUAAUGUAAGUGUUUGUUCUUUCCCUAGUGUUAUUCUCUAAAAUCUUAUUAUGAUGGUUAUUUAAGACUUGUAAUGGUGAAAUUUAAGUUGUUUUUUGUUUUUCUUUGCUCAAAACAACUUUUGAAUCAUGAAAUGUUAAUAGCUGAAAUUUCAGCAUUCUAAUUUUUGUAAAUGAGCUAUACAUUUUUGUCAUUCUUUUACAGAAAUCACUCGCUUGCAUGAAGUUGGAUGAAAUCCAGUGUAGUAACAUUACUUUAAUACUAAUCUCACUUUUUUUUAUUGUUCGUUUGAUGUCCAAUGUCUUCAUUUAUUCUGUUUGGGAAUGAUUAUCAAGGUACACCACAGGGAGCAUUAUGCGCAUUGAUUAAUGUCUGUUUAAUGUUGAAGAUCUUUAGAGCAAAUGAAAAUAAGCUUUACUUCA
Molecule: messenger RNA, 3994 nt
Organism: Myxocyprinus asiaticus (Chinese sucker)
Lineage: Eukaryota; Metazoa; Chordata; Actinopteri; Cypriniformes; Catostomidae
Product: discoidin domain-containing receptor 2-like
Exons: 17
Coding region: 165-2768 (867 amino acids)
Biological process (GO): protein phosphorylation; positive regulation of kinase activity; multicellular organism development
Cellular component (GO): membrane; signaling receptor complex
Molecular function (GO): protein tyrosine kinase collagen receptor activity; ATP binding; collagen binding
Source: RefSeq, a predicted model, not a curated record